UGUUCUGUUUCUUGUGGACGAGGACAGAAGUACCGAGAAGCAUACUGCAUGUCGAAGGAUGGGAAACUUUUAGAAAACAGUCUUUGUACACAACUGGCUAAACCAAAUGUGCUGAGGAAGUGUAGAGGUGGCAGGUGCCCCAAAUGGAAAGCAGGAGACUGGGGACAGUGUUCAGUAUCCUGUGGGAAAGGAACGCAGCGGAGAAACGUCUUCUGCCAUUUUACUGCUUCAAAAAGAACUAGAGAGACUGAAUGCAAUCAGUCAAGCAGACCAGCUUCUGAACAGGAAUGUCAAAUGGCAGAAUGUUCAUUCUAUUAUUGGAAAACGGAGGACUGGCAAGAAUGUAGCAAAACCUGCGGCAAGGGGUCUAGAUACCGGAAAGUUAUCUGUGUGGACCAAAAUAUGCAAGACGUUGAUAGUCUUCACUGUGAUCCAAGCAAGAGGCCAUCUGAUGUUGAGAUUUGCACGUUACCCCCAUGUGAAUACAUUUGGAUUACAGGAGACUGGUCAGAGUGCUCUGUGACCUGUGGUAAAGGCUACAAGCAAAGGCUGGUUUCCUGCAGUGAAAUAUAUACAGGGAAAGAUCACUACGAGUAUGGUUAUCAGAACACUGUCCAUUGUCCAGGCACGCCACCACUAAAUGUGCAGUCAUGCUAUCUAGGCGAGUGCCCUGUUUUGGCAUCGUGGAGAGUUGGAAAUUGGGGAAGUUGUUCGGUGACUUGUGGAAUUGGGGUAAUGCAACGGUCAGUUCAGUGCCUCACAAACAGCGAUCAAGCAAGUACCUCAUGCCUUGACGAUUUAAAACCUGAGGAAAGGAGGCCAUGCCACAACAUCCAUAAUUGUGAACUACCAACAAGCUGCAAAGAAGCAAAAAGGCUCAAAGUCAUUACUGAGGAUGGCGAAUAUUUUCUGAACGUUAAAGGAAGACUUUUAAAGAUAUAUUGUGCUGGAAUGGACUCUGAUAGUCCUAAAGAAUACAUCACUUUGGUAAAUGGUGAUGCGGAAAAUUUCUCAGAAGUCUACAGCUACAGGUUACAUAACCCAACUGAAUGUCCAUAUAAUGGAAGCCGAAGAGAGAAUUGCCAGUGUAGGAAAGAUUACACAGCAGCUGGGUUUUCAGCCUUCAGCAAAGUAAGGCUGGACCUGAAUGCUAUGCAGAUAAUAACUACCGAUUUACAGUUUGCACAGACACUUGAUGGGAGACCUGUUCCUUUUGCCACUGCUGGGGAUUGCUAUAGUGCAGCCAAGUGCCCACAGGGUCGUUUUAGCAUCAACCUCUCUGGAACUGGCCUGUCAGUAAUGCAGGCCUCAAGGUGGCUUUCACAAGGAAAUUAUGCUGUUUCUGAAAUUACAAGAUCUCCUGAUGGUACCAAAGUAAUAGGAAAAUGUGGUGGUUACUGUGGAAAAUGUACUCCAUCAUCUGGAACUGGCCUCGAUGUUCAAGUGUUAUAGCAAUGGAUUUCUUAAUGCCGGGAGCU
Molecule: messenger RNA, 1478 nt
Organism: Protobothrops mucrosquamatus (brown spotted pit viper)
Lineage: Eukaryota; Metazoa; Chordata; Lepidosauria; Squamata; Viperidae
Product: A disintegrin and metalloproteinase with thrombospondin motifs 9-like
Exons: 12
Biological process (GO): extracellular matrix organization
Cellular component (GO): extracellular matrix
Molecular function (GO): metalloendopeptidase activity; zinc ion binding
Source: RefSeq, a predicted model, not a curated record